Molecule: messenger RNA, 1254 nt
Organism: Prunus avium (sweet cherry)
Lineage: Eukaryota; Viridiplantae; Streptophyta; Magnoliopsida; Rosales; Rosaceae
Product: craniofacial development protein
Source: RefSeq, a predicted model, not a curated record
GUCAAGAGCCCCUUGCUUUAUAUUAUGCCCCAACGAAACCCUCCAAGGCCUAAACCCCCAAAACCCAUCACCCAUGUCUCCCUUCAGAGCCCUCUUUUCCCACCACCACUCCUACUCUCUCCUUAAACCCCAAAACCCUUUUUCCAUUUCCCAAAUAACCCGCAAACCUUUCUCAUUCUCCUCCAUCUUCCAGAGAAUCUAUAGCUCACACCAGACUGAAAACCAAACCAAACCCAGAAAGCCUUUAGACCUUGUCUUCAAAGAGGCCGUAGAACUAUCACCACAACCCGAAAACUCCGAAAGCGAAGGUGAAACCGAAGACAGCCCAUUGAAGAAGAGCUUGAGGGAGUUGGAGAAAGAGGUAAAGAGAUUGAAAUUGAAUUCGAAUGGCGAAAACAAAGCGAAGAAGAGUGAAGUCGAACCCAAGAAUUCUAAGGCUAAGGUCAGCUUAUACGCCUUGUUCACAAAUAAGGCGGCGGCGGGGGAUGAAAGGAAAUGGACAGAGUUGACAAGAGAGCGAUCAAAUGUGUUUAAGGCUUUGUCGCAGGAUAUGGAAGUGGUUGUGAGCCAUUUGUACAAAGAAGGGUACUUUAACGAUGCCAAUUUCUUGUCUGUGAAUGAGGGUAGGUUGGAUUAUAGUUGCUUUAACAAUAGCUAUGGCCGCGGUUUUGUAAAGUUUGCGGUGGAGAGGUUUGCCAAAGACAACCAAGUGAUUGCAAAAUGGUUGUCAGGCUCUGAUUUGAAAAAGGUGGCCCUUGUUGGUUGUCCUUCCCUUGCAAGAAAGAGUGUUUUCGGUGCUAAAAGAUUGCGUAAAUUUUUUGAAAUUCAAGAACAUACUGUUUGUAGCAAAUGUGUCUUAAAACAGUCAUGCAACUUUGUGAAUCAGAAUGUGUGGAAUGGAGGCGCCAAGAAUUUGGUUCUGGCUGAUGUUAUGAAUACUAUCACUUUAUAUGCUCUGGAUGCUGUGCCUCCACAGCUGGUUGUGUCUGAUGAAGUAAAGUCUUCUGUUAGUCGAUUGCUCAAGGAGAUGUUGAGGCUAAGCAAAACCACUUCAUGAGGCAAAUUUACGAUUUGCACAACGUUGUUCAAGGGUGCACAUGUGGGGGAUCUGAAAUAAUCCAACCCAAUUUGGGUAAAGUUUUCACCCUCCGUAGCGGGUUUGCACAGGUCCUGGAAUUCGAUUAAAGAGACUAUGUGGUGCUUCGUAUUCUAUAUCCUUGUCUUGAUCAAUGCUCAACCUGAUGCCAAGAAUAA